Messenger RNA from Aspergillus alliaceus, 5526 nucleotides. RefSeq lists its product as uncharacterized. Bases 246 to 5369 code for a protein of 1707 amino acids. NCBI's taxonomy places the organism in Eukaryota, Fungi, Ascomycota, Eurotiomycetes, Eurotiales, Aspergillaceae. The record is from RefSeq and is a predicted model, not a curated record. The transcript has 7 exons.
GGGGAAUGGGUCGAUUCUCCGGAGGAGUUCUGCCGCAGUCAACUCGCAUGACGCUAGCCGUAAUAGUGGGGAGCGCUAGUAUAUUAAUUACCACUGUCGACAAGGCAGCCUGGCCACAAUUAAGAACGCUCACCCCUCCCUCGUUCUUGCCAUCAUUUAUGUAACGUGGCUAUGAAACGAUUUUACCUUGGCGGAAAUGGUCCCCAUUCUCCGACAUUCAAUUCUCAUCAAGUAUAGCUUCAGAUAUGUAUAGAAGGGAAAGUGCCCGUCGGCUAGUAGAGGAAAUUGCCAAGGAUCAUGGCUAUCUCGACGAGACGGUCCUCGGCACUAUGCCGGCAGAGGUGCGGCGAAAGGUCGAGGAAGCCAUGCUCAAGAAAGAUGAGAUGAUCGGAUCUUCUGUGAUAACGUAUGCAACCAUCUCACUGACUGUGUGCUUUUCUAAUUUGACAUUACACAGACUAUCCAAAAACCUUUACAAUAGUAGUGCCAGAUUUGUCUUUGAGCUACUGCAGAAUGCUGAUGACAACUUAUACCAUAAGGCACAAUCACUCGGAUCUAUGCCCUACGUGUCAUUUCGCGUAUAUCCCAAACGGAUUGUGCUAGAGUGUAACGAGGACGGCUUCACUCCUGAGAACUUGACUGCAAUAUGUAGUGUGGGAAAGAGCUCCAAGCAGGGAGCUCAAGGGUAUAUCGGUGAAAAAGGGAUUGGGUUCAAGUCCGUUUUUAUGGUGGCCUGGAAAGUUCAUAUUCAAUCGGGGGACUUUUCAUUCUCGUUCAAUCACCGACCUGGCGAUUCCGGGAUGGGAAUGAUAUCUCCCGUCUGGGAAGAGCCUGAGCAGAUCCCUGAGCCCCACCUCACACGGAUCACUCUGUAUUUGCAUGAACCUAGCACAGAUGAAAGCUUCUCUCGACAAUACGAGACCACACUAGAGCAAUUUCGAGAGCUCCAGGCUACAUUCCUUCUAUUCAUGAAGAACCUUCGGCGGAUCGAAGUGAAAAUCCAUAGUGAUCGCGGCGAAGAGACUUCUUCGACGAUAUUUACUCGAGAGCCUGGACAUGGCGACCGGCAGACCACGCUUCGACAGCGAACUGUUGAAGGCAGCAAUGUUCAAGAAACAAGCCAAGAUUACUAUAUCGCAACUGAAAAAGCAUGCCACCUUCCCAAGAGCGAAAACCGCACCUACACACAGAGUGAAAUAGAGAGCAACGCCUACGCUACAUCAGACGUGGUCGUUGCUCUUCCUUUGUGCCCGGACUUUACGCCGAUCAUCGAGGUACAAGACGUCUAUGCCUUCCUCCCCAUUCGGAAAAUGGGAUUCUAUUUCUUGAUCCAAGCCGACUUUGUCACGGAUGCGAGUCGUCAGGAUAUUGUUCGUUCAUCUGCUCGCAAUGCCGCUCUAAUACCCUUCAUUGCAAGCGCCUUUGUCCAGGCAUUAUCUAAACUAAGUAUUGCCCAGCAUUCAUCCAUUCGCUACACAUGGAUGCGAUUCUUGCCAGAGAUUGCAAAGAUGUCUCAAGAUCGCUUCUGGGGCAAGUUGGUAAACAAUAUUUUCUUCUUCCUUCUUGGAGAAGCAAUGUUGUGGACCAGAACACAUAGCCGAACACGCGGGAUCUCAUUCAUGCUGCGGACCGGAUCACGCUAUCUCGACAGGAGUUGGGAGUGUUUACUUCCCGACCUACAGGAUGAACAAUAUCUCGCCCCCGAAUAUAAAGCCCGGGAUCUGGAUCUCUUGAAAGGCUAUGGCCUUUGCUGGAUGGAGUUCUCCGACUUUCUUGUGAGGCUUGAACAAGACCUGGAUCAAGGCUCUGGAUCUAGAAUGCACGCCCCCGACACAUCUGAUGAUUGGCAUACUCGUGUCGCGGACAUCUUAAUUGAAGCCUGUCCCAAGUGGUCUACCAGAAUUAGAAGGCUUAAGAUCAUUCCGCUCGUGGGUGGAGCUUGGACCUCCAUAUCAGCCUCGAACUCUAGUAUAUAUUUUUCCUUCAUCGCGAGAUAUAAGAUUCCAUCCACAACAGGCGUAUGCCUAGUAGAGCCGUCAGCAGAACUCAACCCAAGGCGAAAGGCGCUCUUCCGCCUCAUGGGGGUUAAAGAGGCUGAGGUGCCUGAUGUGCGUCGUUGGGUACUUAAUUCUCUUAACAAAAAUAUUCCAGAUCUAGGGACUUCUCGAAAACACCUAGCUUUCCUCUACCAGACCGCUCACCUUGACCCAGACACGGAUCGAUAUGCAUAUUACAAGAAUUCAUCCGUCUGCGAUCAUCGAGGCUAUUGGCGAUCAAUACAGGCAAGCAGGUUGUACUUCCCCAGCCAUGACGAGUACGGGGCCCAGCAGCUACUACAGCCUGAGUCCGAUUACUCCGGACAUAGUUACAUCCUCCACCCAGAAUACAUCAACAAAAACACUCCAGAGACGCCUGAAGGGGAAAGUCGCACCUGGCAAAAAUGGCUACAACAAGUGCUCAACAUCCGCGAUGAGAUCCCCUUGGUUGAGGACGGCAGCCUCAGUAUAGAAUGCGCGCACGUUGGCAAAGCCCUGCCAGCGAAAUUUCUUGGUUUUCUAUUACGUUACUGGCUCAGUGGAGGAGACAAAGUUCUGGCCGAUCCAGCUUUGGUCAAAAAGCUCUUGACAGUCAAGGUCCCCUGUGAGGAUGGCAGGGAGCACCCCAUUGGUGAAACAUACGUUUGCACCGAACAUCUAGAGUAUGCGAAGCAAUUUCUCCAUGAUGGUGAGUUUUUCCCGUGGCUGGAUUCCUCCGUCGUGGCAGAGAAUCAAACACGCCUUUCAGACAUAUCUAUUGUCUCCAAGGCCCUAGGGUUCGGGUAUCCCAAGUCAGACAUUGAGUUCAUCUUCGUCGUCCUGCGUUAUAUCAAAGAAGCAAACCCAGGCCCUUCUCCGCUUCAGGAUAUAGGACGAGUCAUUGAUCUCUAUGAUCGGCUAUACACGAGAUGGCGGGAGUCCGCAACUCCGGAUAUCACACGGAAAAUGAUCCGAGACGCGUUUGAUAAGUAUCGCCUCGUUUAUAUUCCGCGUCCGGCCAACAACCCUAAGCACUAUGUAAGGUGGGAUGCCCCGAAAUGUUGCAUAUGGGAAUCCCCAGAGCAUAUUUGGAACGUCCACCCUCUUCAGAAACUCUAUGGCGACAUUCCCGAUACCGACUUCGUCGCUCGACUUUUUAAAGAUAUCCUAUGGAUUCGCAAUGUUGAUGCGAUGGACGUCUUAGAGGAGCUGGUGCUGUAUAGCCAGGAGAACAUAAUGGAGGAAGAUGGCGAAAUUUGCAGCCUAUACCAUACAUUAACUAGGCUAUUGCCGCAGAAGACCUCAGAAGACGUUGAAUAUAUCCGGGAAUCAUUUUAUAAAUAUAGCCUUAUCUACCACCAGAACGAGGAUGGCUCAUCGGGUUGGUACAAGCCUUCGCAAUGUCUAUGGUCAAAAGCCACAAACAUCGACGGGAUGGUAGCCUUGAACGACGAAUACGAAGGUCUGGAGGAGUUCUUUGUUGACAUAAUUGGCGUACAAACCUUAACGCUUGAGAUGGUGAUUACGAAAUUAGUCGACCAGGGAAGCACGUCUGCGUCUAUUGAGGAAGUCAAGGAGACUAUUUGGCUGCUAAACAAGCAUCUCCAAACAGACGAAGAAGUGCCAGAUAGUCAGUCGAUCCGGGAUGCGAAAGUGUUUCCCGUGCGGGAUCUCAAUGGCCAGAUCCUACUCCGCAGCUGCGACGAAGCAUUCUCAAUAGCGGAUCGUAAACACCUGUACGACUACUUUGCUGGAAAGGCCCACUUUCUCGACUUUAGUGUCAAUGACAUACAUCGACUGGCGCCCUUUUUGAACUGGGCUGGACUUGAGCGACGUUAUUUGUCCGUUUCUGUCAAAGAGAUUUCUAGGUUGAGCAAUGGUGCCCAUCAAUCUCUGGUGUCAAAAGAUCGAAAUAUAGCUCUCAGAGCGUAUGGCUUGCUGCGCAUCGCUGCACAUUACAAUAGCCCCAGAAUGCUAAAGAGUGAGGAUACCUUUUAUGAGCUUCUUAGAAAAAUCAAGGUCUGUGCCACGGACGGGAUUAGCUCUGAAUUGCAUCUAAACCAGGACGGAAAAGAUAUCUUGGUGGAAGUGUCGAGAAGUGAAUUACAUCUGCAUGAAGCUGAUACUGACCUGACAAUAUACGUGCCACGAGAUGAAAAGGCACAAUGUCUAUGCUUUGUGGACCGAAUUCCAAAAGCUCUUCUAGAAUGGAUCAUGACAGAGCCGACCACAAGAAUAUGCGCGCCUUUUCCUGACAGAGCGUUGGACGUGAUGGAGAAGGUGUUACAAGUGCCACUUCCCUAUGUCGCCGCUACCCUUGAUCGAGCGGGGGUUGUGAGUAUUGAGACCGAAGAGGUUGCUGAAGAGGACGAUACCGACCUGACAACCAGUAACGACGACCGUCAGGCGGAAGAGGUCAGUGGCGACGCAGCAUCUGGCUAUAGCAACCAAUUCGGCACAGAAUCAAAUACACCCAGUACAACCUUUCCUACGCCAUCAGUCGUGUCGGGUGAAAUCGGAGGAGAAACUAUGCCAUCGCCAAGGACCAGGCCUAAUUUCUGGAGCUUUCCACCCUCCUCUCUGCUGACGACCCCCAGGCCCGCAUAUAAUGCUGCGCCCGUAGAUAUAGAAUAUCGGUCCAUCUUAGACAAGGUUGUCUCAGCUGCGCGCCAGUUUAUCUUUCCCACUCGGGACUCUAUCGAUACAUCACUCCUCGGUGAGUUCCAGAACCUGCAUCUCCGCGAACAAGGCGACAAUACCGGCCACCUUCGUUCGCUAGAGAAGCUCGAGCGAGACAAACGAAUAGGUGCGGCAGGUGAACUAUUUGUAUUCGAAGUCCUAUCCCGUCUCAGCCCAAAUCUACCAGGAUUCUCCAGAGAAAACUGGCAGAGCACCAUCCGCCAGUACAUUCAACUUCACGAGGACUACAUCGACUUGCAACCAUGGUGUGGGCGUGAGACAGCCGACCUUGUAUAUACUGACAGCGAAGGUAUCAUGACCUCCUUCCUAAUAGCAAAAGGCUACUUAAGUUCCGAAUUAUGGGCGGGGAAGCGACCUCGUUUUUACCUGGAAGUCAAAUCAACUACCUCCUCCUGCGAAACGCCCUUUUACAUGAGCAAGUACCAAUACGAGCGGAUGCAAUCGUCUUCUGAAGACGCAUCAGGGACCGGGGGGUCAGAGAGGAUCUAUAUCAUAUUUCGCGUUUUCAAUAUAGGGACAAACUCUGUGGCAAUGAAGGUAUUCGUUGAUCCUGAGAGUAUGAGGAGGAGCCGGCAUUUGCUUUUCACUGCGGAGACUUGGUCGAUUGUUCCGGGUUCGGGCGAAGCACACUUGAACAACGGCGAUCAGCCCUAACUAGAUAUAGGGAAAUGGCCACGUUGUGUAUUUAUACCGAUCUUGAGGCCUCGCAGUGUGUACCUAACGUAUUUCUUUGCAAAUCUCCACCAAGAACAUAGCUGUCAAACUCGACCAUAUAGUUAUGCCAUUUUACGGAAACAGAGUUUUAGAAGAA